Molecule: messenger RNA, 255 nt
Organism: Gaeumannomyces tritici R3-111a-1
Lineage: Eukaryota; Fungi; Ascomycota; Sordariomycetes; Magnaporthales; Magnaporthaceae
Exons: 2
Coding region: 1-255 (84 amino acids)
Source: RefSeq, a predicted model, not a curated record
AUGCUUUUAAGGAUUUUCGUUAAAGCGUUUAUCGUUUUACAAAUUAUAAAUUUGUAUCCGCUAAAAAAGCCAUUGUUAUUAUCGGGCAUUUUUACCGGGAAAGUACGGAAAACGGGCCGGGCAAAAAAAGCGUUAAAAAUAACGGAAUUGGAAAAAGGAAAAAUAGCAAUUACCGCCCAACCAUUAUUACAAACGCCGUUACCGCCGCGGUUAACGCGUUUAGCAAAAUUAACUUUGGCCGUACUUUUUUUUUAA